Messenger RNA from Cordyceps militaris CM01, 1548 nucleotides. RefSeq names its product woronin body major protein. The transcript has 6 exons. Gene Ontology annotation, biological process: positive regulation of translational elongation. Gene Ontology annotation, molecular function: RNA binding; ribosome binding; translation elongation factor activity. The coding region runs from base 1 to 1548 and encodes 515 amino acids. The record is from RefSeq and is a predicted model, not a curated record. Lineage: Eukaryota; Fungi; Ascomycota; Sordariomycetes; Hypocreales; Cordycipitaceae.
AUGCAGAUAUGUAGUACGUAUCAGCAAGGGAAGUGCCAGGUUGCUCGAGCCGGGGCUUUCGGCGGCCCUGAGGCGCUCCCAGUGGAGUGUUGUCAUCAGGCUAUUCCUGUUUGGCUGAAAGCAUCUCAAGGAUACAGCCCCAAGCAACGACAGGUUGUAGUCAGUAGCCCAAAUCCCCGUCUCCCCGGCCCUCAAAAGCCAUCGCUCUGCUGCAUCCGUCAGGCCGCCAUCCUUCCUUUCCAAUCACUACUUCCCAGACACAGCAUCUCUCGAAAGAAAAGCCUUUACCGAGGACCCUUUUCCUCUCUUUUCUUCCCCCUUCUUCGACUUUUGUUCCCAAGACAAAAGCCAGAGGACUUCUUGUCAUCCUUUCGUGCUCUCGCCAAUCUGGACUUUGAAGCCCGUGUCCCCGUGCCCUUCAGCAUCUUUCCCUCGACAUACAGGGACAGCGAGUCGCAGACGACCACCCAGACUCACGAGGAGAUUGCUAUCAAUCUCCCCGCCAACCUAGCAGCCGGACGGGAAGGCCAGUACUCUUCUCACAAGGUCAACGAGGAAGAAGUCCGUUUUACCCGUGAAGAAGAUCUUCGCCGCCGUCCCGGUUACCAGUCGGAGCAGCAGUACGUCAAGGAAGAUCGCAGACCUGCACACAGCGAGUACGCAGAUACUCAUAUUGAGGUUGAUACUCAUCGCCAGUCGUACGGCAGCCCCAUUGACAACAUCGAACGUGAAUAUCGCGAGCGUUACCGCCCUCGAUACACCACCACCGUAGACGCCGCUCCUCAGACCCAGACUUUCCAGUCUGAAAACAUCCGUGUCGACGAGUACACUGUCAACGCCGGCGCCCGCCCCUCGUCUGUUCACAGAGAGGACAUCAAGAUCACCGAAGAGACCUUUGAGCCCUUCCGUUACGGUCGUGCUGAUCAGAAGUCCAAGAUGGGUUACUACGACGAAGACGGUCACUACCACUCCUUCCGCCACGGCAUGCACAAGCUUGCUGACCGCGUUGUCCACCCCCGUGGGCAUCAUGAGGAUCACAUCGACGUAGAGGUCCGUGAGGGCCCUGCUCCCCGCGGUCGCUCCUCGGAGGCUAGCCAGUAUCUGCCCAACACGGUCACUAUUCCUUGCCACCACAUUCGCAUUGGUGACUUCCUGAUGCUGCAGGGACGCCCCUGCCAGGUCAUCCGUGUCUCUACCUCGUCUGCCACCGGCCAGUACCGCUACCUCGGCGUUGAUCUCUUCACCCGCCAAUUGCAUGAGGAGUCUUCCUUCGUCUCCAACCCCGCCCCCAGCGUGGUUGUACAGACCAUGCUCGGUCCCGUCUUCAAGCAGUACCGUGUGCUUGACCUCCAGGGCGGCAACAUUGUUGCCAUGACCGAGACUGGCGAUGUCAAGCAGAACCUGGCUGUUAUUGACCAGUCCAACCUCUGGUCUCGUCUCAGCACCGCCUUUGAGUCUGGCCGCGGUAGCGUCCGUGCCCUCGUCCUCAACGACAAUGGCCGCGAGCUUGCUGUUGACAUGAAGGUCAUUCACGGAUCUCGCCUGUAA